Brassica oleracea var. oleracea is the source of this 2086-nucleotide messenger RNA. RefSeq names its product inactive leucine-rich repeat receptor-like serine/threonine-protein kinase At5g24100. Lineage: Eukaryota; Viridiplantae; Streptophyta; Magnoliopsida; Brassicales; Brassicaceae. The coding region runs from base 185 to 2050 and encodes 621 amino acids. Gene Ontology annotation, molecular function: protein kinase activity; protein binding; ATP binding. The transcript has 3 exons. Gene Ontology annotation, biological process: protein phosphorylation. The record is from RefSeq and is a predicted model, not a curated record.
CAAACCUCUGUGUUCUUUCUCUUUCUCUCGUCUCUGCUCUCUCAUAACUAUCUUUACAUUCUGUCCUCUCAAUUCCAAACUAAGUCUUUUCAGCAGUACUUGUUAAGAUCCGUCUUUGAAACUGUUUAACCAAGUCUACAUCACAUAACCACAUAAAUUUUUGACUAAAAAGUAAAAUAAUAAGAUGAGUAGAAGACUUUCCAUCUUCUACUCUGUGUUACUUCUCAUCUUUGCAUCACCGUCCCUGCUUUCUCCCGUCAACGGGGACCUCGCCGGAGACAGACAAGCCCUUCUUGACUUCCUCAACAACAUCACUCACCCACGGUCUCUAGCGUGGAACGCAAGCAGCCCAAUAUGCGCCACGUGGUCAGGCGUCACGUGCAACAGAGACAACACACGUGUCACCGCCCUUCACUUGCCAGGAGCGAGUCUUCUCGGAACUCUUCCUCCUGGAACCAUCAGCCGUAUAUCGGAGCUUGAGAUUCUAAGUCUCCGAUCCAACGGCUUACGUGGCCCUUUCCCAAUUGAUUUCUUGCAGCUCAAGAAACUAAAAGCUAUUACCCUAAGCAACAACAAGUUCUCCGGUCCAUUACCCUCUGACUACACCACGUGGAUGAACCUCACCGUUCUUGACCUGUUUGGUAACCGGUUUAACGGUAGCAUCCCCUCGGGUCUAGCAAACCUGACCGGACUCUUGUCGCUAAAUUUGGCUAAAAAUUCAUUUUCCGGUGAGAUCCCGGAUCUUAACCUCCCCGGUCUACGCAGACUUAACGUAUCCAACAACAACCUCACUGGAUCAGUACCAAAGUCUUUGAAAAGAUUCGGACACUCAUCUUUUUCCGGCAACAACUUAACUUACGACGACACCUCUCCUCCGGUUGGUUCACCGGCGCAGAAAGAGAAAGAACAAGAAGAAGACAAACACGGGAUCUACAUCUCAGAGCCAGCUAUACUAGGGAUAGCAAUAACCGGUUGCUUCUUGAUAUUCUUUGUAAUUGCGGUUUUGAUUAUCAUUUGCUACGUGAAGAGAAAGAAGAGACAAGAAACCAAACCAGAGACGCUUACACCGGCUAAGGCAAAUCCAGAAACCCUACCAAGUGAAAAGGAAGUUUCUAAAUCAAGAAAAGAGAUGAACAUAGAAGAUAUGGAGGAGAAGAGUGAAUUUAACAGAAUAGUUUUCUUUGAAGGAAGCAAUCUUGCUUUUAAUUUGGAAGACUUGUUGACAUCUUCGGCUGAGUUUCUAGGGAAAGGCACUUUUGGGAUGACCUACAAAGCUGUUCUUGGAGAUGCCAAGGUCAUCGCGGUUAAGAGGUUUAAGGAUGUGUCGGUAUCGAGAAAGGAUUUCAAACAUCAGAUGGAGAUCGUUGGAAACAUUAGGCAUGAGAACGUUGCUCCUUUGAGAGCUUACGUGUGUUCCAAGGAAGAGAAGCUUAUGGUCUAUGAUUACUAUCCUACCGGAAGUCUCUCUGUUCUUCUUCAUGGCAAGAAUGGCAAAGAGGACCACGUUCCGUUGGACUGGGAAACGCGGUUGAGAUUCCUGAUCGGAUUAGCAAAAGGAUUAGCUCACUUACACACACAACACAAGCUCGCACAUGGCAACAUCAAAUCUUCUAAUGUCUUCUUGAACUCCAAAAGAUAUGGAUGUAUAUCAGAAACCGGUUUAGCUCUCUUGACCAACCCGGUCAUCAGAGCAGAUUCAUCAGCCAGAACGGAACUACGUUACCGUGCCCCUGAAGCAUACGACACAAGGAGAUCGACGCCUGAAUCAGACAUAUAUGGUUUUGGAAUCUUGAUGUUGGAAACUCUUAGUGGAAGGUCGAGUAUGGAUGAUAAAAAGGAGGACAUAGAACUGGUGGUAUGGAUGAAUAGGGUUUUGGCAGAACAAUGGACAGGUGAAGUGUUUGAUUUGGAGCUUGUGAAGACUCCCAACAUCGAAGCAAAGUUGCUUCAGAUGAUAGACUUAGUGCAGCUUUGUACGAAUAGGGUUCCAGCGAAGAGACCGGAGAUAGCGAAGGUGGUUGAGAUAUUGGAAGAGAUUGAGAGGGAAUAAUAAUUAGUAAAUUGUGGAAAUUUACUUUUAUGGAUU